ACGAGGUAUCGAAUGGUGGUGGUGUCGCUCGUGGCGUUCGCGCUGAUGCUGUGCAACGCGGAUCGGGUGAUCAUGGCGGUGGCGGGGGUGCCGCUGGCGGCGGCGAACGGGUGGGGCGAACGCGCCGUCGGGUUGGUGCAGAGCUCGUUCCUGUGGGGGUACGCGCUGACGCCGCUCGUCGGCGGGAUGUUGGCGGAUAGAUACGGUGGGAAGGUGGUGCUCGGGGCGGGUAUCGCGGUUUGGUCGCUGGCGACCGUGGCGACGCCGUUCGCGGCGACGAGCGGAGGCUUGGCGCCGCUGCUCGUCGCGCGCGCGGUCAUGGGGCUGGGGGAGGGCGUGGCGUUGCCGUGCAUGAAUAACGUCAUCUCCCGGUGGGUGCCGAGGACCGAGCGUUCGCGCGCGGUGGCGAUUUCUAUGGGAGGAUUUCAAAGCGGUUCGAUGAUUGGCUUGCUCGCGGCGCCCGCGCUCCUGGCGAGAGGCGGCGUUCCCGGACCGUUCAUCCUCUUCGGCGCGCUCGGUUUGGCGUGGGCGGCGAUUUGGCACUUCGCCGCGACGACGUAUCCCAAAGAUUGCAAAAUGGUGGGCGCCCGCGAGUUGAAUUACAUCGUCGACUCUCCCGGAGGCGCGCUCACGUCGUCGUCGUCGACGCUCAAGGACGCGGCGCCUCCGCCCUUUAAAUUAUUGCUGUCCAAAGCCCCGACCUGGGCGUGCAUCAUCGCCAACUUUGUCAAUAACUGGGGUUUUUUCAUCCUUCUGGCGUGGAUGCCGCUCUAUUUCAAGCAAGUCGUCGGUCUUAACCUCAGAGAAGCCGCGUGGUUUAGCGCGCUUCCGUGGGCCACCAUGGCGGCGAGCGGCGUCGUCGCGGGAACAUUGGCGGAUAACUUGAUCAACUCUCGCGGUUGGUCGGUGACUGCGACGCGCAAAUUCAUUCAAGGCGUCGGUUUCAUCGGUCCUGCGAUUUGUUUGAUCAUUCUGGCCGCGUAUGGAGCGCAGAUGACGGCGGCGCGCGCGGUGACGACGCUCACCGUCGCGUGCGGGUGCACGGCGUUUACGCAAGCGGGAUUUUUGGUCAACUUUCAAGAGAUCGGCCCGAAAUACGCAGGCGUGCUGCACGGCAUGGCGAACACCGCGGGGAGUAUCGCGGGAAUGGUUGGAACGUACGCCACCGGCGCCGUGUUGGAGGCCACGGGUGGGAACUGGAGCGCCGUACUCUACAUAACCGCCGUCGUCUACGCCUUGGGCGCGGCGACGUGGUUGACGAUGAGCACGGGCGAGCGCGUAUUUGAUUGA
Molecule: messenger RNA, 1290 nt
Organism: Ostreococcus lucimarinus CCE9901
Lineage: Eukaryota; Viridiplantae; Chlorophyta; Mamiellophyceae; Mamiellales; Bathycoccaceae
Product: MFS family transporter: sugar
Exons: 1
Biological process (GO): transmembrane transport
Cellular component (GO): plastid
Molecular function (GO): phosphate transmembrane transporter activity
Source: RefSeq, a predicted model, not a curated record